AUGGCUCCGUCUUCCUCCUACUCGAACCCACCGUGCGGCGCCUGCAAAUUCCUGCGGCGCAAGUGCCUCCCGAGCUGCGUCUUCGCGCCCUACUUUCCCCCCGAGGACCCCACAAAGUUCAUCAACGUCCACAGAAUCUUCGGUGCCAGCAACGUCAUCAAGCUGCUCAACGAGAUCCCGCUACAUCAUCGCGAUGAUGCCGUCAACUCCCUCGCCUACGAAGCUGAGGCCCGACUCAAGGACCCCAUAUACGGCUGCGUGGGUGCCAUCUCAGCCCUACAGCGCCAACUCAUCGCCCUCCAGAGGGAGCUCGAUGCUAUAAAUGCCGACAUCAUACGCUUCAGCAACAACGAUGUUGUGGGCCCGUAUGGUGCGUUCGGGCGGCGGGCGAAUCCUGGGUCGGGUUAUUAUGACCCGUGUAAUGGGUUCCUUUGGCCGUACACGAAUUGGGGGUGGAAUGCGAUGGUUAAUGACGGGUCGAACAAGGCAUCCGACAACGACCGGGCAGGUGACAAUGGCUGGAGCUAG
Messenger RNA from Striga hermonthica, 528 nucleotides. The record is from the annotation of a GenBank genome assembly. Lineage: Eukaryota; Viridiplantae; Streptophyta; Magnoliopsida; Lamiales; Orobanchaceae.